This is a messenger RNA of Fusarium keratoplasticum, 1413 nucleotides long. RefSeq lists its product as uncharacterized. Gene Ontology annotation, biological process: transcription elongation by RNA polymerase II. The record is from RefSeq and is a predicted model, not a curated record. Gene Ontology annotation, cellular component: Cdc73/Paf1 complex. The coding region runs from base 1 to 1413 and encodes 470 amino acids. Gene Ontology annotation, molecular function: RNA polymerase II complex binding; chromatin binding. The transcript has 2 exons. Lineage: Eukaryota; Fungi; Ascomycota; Sordariomycetes; Hypocreales; Nectriaceae.
AUGUCGUCUUCAGCUCCUCGCUCCGGCGAGCGCGUCAUUCACCAGGACUUCAUCGCUCGCAUCCGCUUCUCCAAUGCGCUCCCGCCGCCACCACACCCGCCAAAGCUGCUCGACAUCCCCAACACGGGGCUCGCCAGCGGCCAGUACACGACUCCCGGUUUUGCAUCAAGGCUUGCAAGGGAGCAGCCUCUGAAUAUCGAGGCUGAUGCUGAGCUGGGCAUGCCCCUUGACCUGGUGGGCAUGCCUGGUGUUUUCGAUGGCGACGAACGAUCAAUUCAGGCGCCUGCUCAUCCUCCUACUCUUCACCCUCACGACCGACCGCUCCUAAGACCCAUUGCCGCCCUCGGAAAGCCCAAGGUCGCCGAGGCCAACGUCUCCUUCCUUCGUCGAACCGAGUACAUCUCGUCCACCGUCACGAAACGCCACGAUGGCCCUCUGCCUCGCGCCCUGCUCACAAAGGCCAACAAGUCCCGUCGCUUCGUCGAGCCCGCCGCCAACUCGCCUCAGGCCAUCAAGCGCAAGAUCGACAAGGGCUUCGACAUUGCCGAGCACGACCUCAAGGACCCCAAGCGCGUCAAGCAUCCUUCCAAGAGGAACCUUACUGUUGUGGACUGCUCUCCUCUCAUCCCCGAUCUCGAUGCUUUCCCCGACUCUGGUGCAUAUGUCACCCUCAAAUUCCAUCAGAACCCAGUAGCCAGCGAGUCCACCUAUGAUAAACGUCUGCUCAGCGGUCUGUUCAGGCCCAUAGACCGAACGCCUCAGGAGGAAGAGGCGUACGAGUUGGCGCUCGCAGCCCACGACCAGGAUCCUGUCAACAACCCCAAGCCCCAGAACUUGAUGAACUACGACUACUACCUCGCGCAGUCAACCUCUGCAGGCGACCGUUUCCGUCGCAAGUUUGACGUCGAGAACCCCGAGCACAACGAAGAGGAGCUGUAUACGCACGAGUCAGACGCUGGCGGCUGCUUCCAGUACAACCGGCUCCGAGCGUACGAGACGUCUCAGGAGACGGAGCUCGACCACUCGACCAAGUUUGAGGAGGAGAUUAUCCUGGCGUACAACGAGGACACAUUCUAUCCUAACCAGAAGGCUGUCUACUACUACCCCGUGAUGCAAAAGUCGGUCAUCCGACCUCAGCGAACCAAGAACAUUGCCCGCAAGAUUGGCAUCGCCGAGGAGGAGCAGAUAGUGGAUCAGCUUGAUAUCACGGUCGAGGAUCCCACGGAAGUCAUGAAGGAGGCAAUGAAGCAGUACCGCGAGAACCCUCUGGGCUGGGGACAGGGUGAGGAGGAGGAAGAGGAGGAGCAUGGACACCACGACGCCGAGGGUGAGGAGGAUGCGCAUCAUAGUCCAGCGGCCCAUCGCUCAAGAUCGGCCUCUGAGGAUCGUGACGCCGAGGGCGAGGAGGAGUAG